Molecule: messenger RNA, 3213 nt
Organism: Plutella xylostella (diamondback moth)
Lineage: Eukaryota; Metazoa; Arthropoda; Insecta; Lepidoptera; Plutellidae
Gene: Atet
Product: ABC transporter expressed in trachea
Biological process (GO): transmembrane transport
Cellular component (GO): plasma membrane
Molecular function (GO): ATP hydrolysis activity; ATP binding; ABC-type transporter activity
Source: RefSeq, a predicted model, not a curated record
UCAGUCAGUAGCACAUGAGCAGUGUCGGCGCGGCCACGCACACACCGUGCCAGUUCACUCUAAACGAGCACUAGAAUCAAAUUUUUAUUCCGCACGUAAAUUUUAACAGUCGGUAGAAAAAAGUUUGUAUACUUGUAAUUGGAACUGUGUCUUAGUUAUCAAGUGCGACAGAGGUGUUCAGUAUAUGAGUUGGAGGAUUGGAUUCCCGCAGCCUCCUUUGUCAGCCUGAGGGCUUCACCCGCAGCGCGCACGAUGUCGGCUCGUCGAUGACCAGCACCAUGGAGUCCAAGGGCACGCAGAUCCACCUGCCGCUGAUGGGCCGCGGCAGCAAGGAGUUCAACGACAAGGUCACCUUCGUGUCCAGGUCCUCACCGCUGGGGGAACCGCUCAAUAAUGGACAGAUUGUCGGUGGCUCCCAGAUCAACUUAUGCAACGGGCCAGCCGGCGCGGCGUGUAUAACCGGGCUGUAUCCGAAAGUGCCGAACGGAUAUGGAGACAGCAAGAAGCCGAUGGCCUCCUUAACUCACCUGCCUAAGCGGCCGCCGGUGGACAUAGAGUUUUCCGACCUCUCGUAUUCAGUGAGCGAGGGAAGGAAGCGAGGUUACAAGGCGCUGCUGAAGUGUAUCAAUGGGACCUUCCGGUCGGGGGAGCUGACGGCCAUCAUGGGGCCCUCGGGCGCCGGCAAGAGCACCCUCAUGAAUAUAUUAGCCGGCUACAAAACAUCAAACGUAAGCGGAUCAAUUCUCAUAAAUGGGAAAGAGCGGAAUCUGCGUCGCUUCCGCAAGCUGUCGUGCUACAUCAUGCAGGACGACUGCCUGCUCCCGCACCUCACCGUGCGCGAGGCCAUGUUCGUGGCCGCCAACCUGAAGCUCGGGAAGGACAUGACGAAAAACGCCAAAAAAAUUGUGAUAGACGAGAUUUUAGAAACCUUAAGCCUUGUAGACGCAUCAGACACUAGGACAAUAAAUCUUUCUGGAGGCCAGAGGAAGCGGUUGUCGAUAGCGUUAGAGUUAGUGAAUAAUCCGCCGGUGAUGUUCUUUGACGAGCCCACGUCGGGUCUGGACAGCUCGUCGUGCUUCCAGUGCAUAUCGCUGCUGAAGUCACUGGCGCGGGGCGGGAGGACCAUCAUCUGCACCAUCCACCAGCCCUCGGCCAGGCUGUUCGAGAUGUUCGACUACCUGUACACGCUGGCGGAGGGGCAGUGCAUCUACCAGGGCUCCGUCACCGGCCUCGUCUCGUUCCUGUCCAACAUGGGCCUGCACUGUCCCAGCUAUCACAACCCUGCCGAUUAUGUGAUGGAAGUGGCGACGGGCGAGCACGGCGAGUGGGUGCACAAGCUGGUGAUGGCGGUGAACAAGGGCAACUGCGGCCGCGCCCAGCCCGCCCCCGCCGCCGCCGCCGCCGCCCACGCCUCGAACUAUAACAACCAGCCGCCCAAGACUAAUAACGCUCAAAAGGCGGAGACUUUAGAAAUUAUUGUUGACAAACCAACCUGCACUGUGAUAGACAUGUCCGAGCCUUCAUCUAUGAAUACGGAGAAGCAAGUAGCACUACCGAACGCCACCAACCUAGCACCUGUUACAUGUACAACGUCCCUCUUAGACUCAAGCGAAAGUUUCUCAAAGAAACCAGUCAAAACUGGAUUCCCCACAUCUGGCUGGAAGCAGUUCUGGAUCCUAGUUAAAAGAACGUUUAAAAGCAUCCUCCGAGAUCAAACGUUGACGCAUCUGAGAUUGUGUUCACAUACGAUAGUGGGGCUGCUCAUAGGUUUCCUGUACUACGACAUUGGGUCUGAUGCCGCGAAGGUCAUGAGCAACGCUGGCUGUAUCUUCUUCACUGUGAUGUUUACUAUGUUUACGGCUAUGAUGCCAACAAUCCUUACAUUCCCAACGGAAAUGAGUGUAUUUGUAAGAGAGCAUCUAAACUACUGGUAUUCACUGAAAUCAUUCUACUUUGCUAAGACGAUCGCGGAUUUACCAUUCCAAAUAGUAUUCAGCGGCGUGUACGUGAUCAUCGUGUACUUCAUGACGGGGCAGCCCAUGCAGACGGACCGGGUGCUGAUGUUCACCACCAUCAACAUCCUCACGGCGCUGGUGGCGCAGUCGCUGGGCCUGCUGAUCGGGGCCGCCAUGAAGAUCGAGACCGGCGUGUACCUCGGCCCUGUCACCACCAUCCCCGUCGUCCUGUUCUCCGGCUUCUUCGUCAACUUCAACGCCGUCCCUGAAUACUUCAAGUGGCUCACGUAUCUGAGCUAUGUUAGAUACGGCUUCGAAGGAGCCAUGCUCUCCGUGUAUGGUUUCGAUAGGGAAAAACUACAGUGCUCCGAAGCCUAUUGCCAUUUCCGAAGUCCAAAGAAGUUCUUAGAGGAAAUGACGAUGGAUAAAGCCAAUUUCUGGGUCGAUGUCGGUGCUCUGGCUGGGUUCUUCGUAUUUAUUAGAGUAAUCUCCUAUUUAGUGCUAAGGUUCAAAUUGAAGAUGAUGCAAUAGAUGUAGCACAAGAGAACUAUCGAUUCGGUGACGAAUCGAUGACCAAAGUUGAUAUUGAAAAUGAUGUCUGAAAUUAAAUAGGCUAUAUCGGUUUUAUCUUACAAAUCGUUAUCAAUAAAUACUUAAAGUAAUGAAACAGUACUGUAUGAGUAAUGAAAACAAUAAGUAACUAGAUUUAGGAGUACGAUUCUGAGAGUUGGAUAUAGUUGGUAGCGUGCAUGAUAUCCAGAAUAUUAUGAUGGCUUGAUCUUAAUUAUGAAUUUAUUAUAAGAUAGGUUUAUGCUUAGUUUGAUAACGACAAGUUUUGUAGAAUAUUGCGCCCAUGACAUCGUAAUACUUAUGCCUUGAUCUUUAAAUGAUAUUCCCUUACGUAUAUAGGUUAUGGAAGAUAACGUGAAUGUAUCAAAUUGCCAUUUAAUGUUUGCGAGAGUACUUAAUUGCUAAUUAAUUAAAGACUUCUCAAUCUAAACUGUUUAUUUCUAGAUGAAUUAACAAUAAUAUCAACCAAUGAUGUUGUUGUUUAGUCUUUUUGUUUGUAAACAACACUAGAAACAUGAAAUGGCAACAUUUGCGGAGUCUUGAACAUCUCACUGUACUCAACAUUACUUACUUACUUAGAGUUAUAUUCGAGAACUUCUUAGAUUUAUUAAUUUUGAAGGUUUCGGUAAAUCUUUUAGGUAGUGUUCCAUUGAAAAGUAUUUAUUAAAUAAAGAACUGUGAUUUUUUU